Owenia fusiformis is the source of this 1392-nucleotide messenger RNA. The record is from the annotation of a GenBank genome assembly. NCBI's taxonomy places the organism in Eukaryota, Metazoa, Annelida, Polychaeta, Sabellida, Oweniidae.
AAUCUGGCUGUUUAUCAAACCCAUGUUUUGGAGGUGCCACGUGUAUCGAUCUCCCCUUUAAUGAUAUGUCAGGAAGUGGAGCAGAUUCAGGCAGUGGGACUAUGUCGGGUGAUGGCUCAAUGUCUGGAAGCGGAGACAGUUCUGGAAAGGAUUCAAGCGGAUCGUCCUCCGGAUCUGGCUUUAGCGGUUGGGGCUCAAAUGAUGGGAUAUACGGCUACAGUGAAACUGACAACGCAUAUUCUGGAUCACCAAGUGGUUUAGGGAGUGGAGGAUAUGUUGAAAUAGGAAUGGGAAGCGGUGAUGAAACUGCUACAUCAAGAAAGCGCAGUUUCGAGUGCAAAUGUCCAUCUGGAUAUAGCGGACCACUUUGUGACAAACGAAAUCCACCAAAAACUGGAUGCCUGUCAAACCCUUGCUUUGGAGGUUCCACUUGCAUUGAUCUUGAUCAGGGUAUAUCAGGAAGUGGAUCAUCAUCAUCAUCUGGAAAUGGUUUCGCAUCAGGCAGUGAUAGUUCAAACUUAGAAGGUGAAUCUGGAUCCGGAUCUGGAUUUAGAGCUAGUGGGUGGGGCUCAGAGGGUGGUAUAUAUGGCUUCGGACUCGAAGAGGAUGACCUUCCUAGCGCUGGAAGUGGCAGUGGAGGUGAAUCGUGGUCCAGCGGAGAUGAUGUCAGUGGAAGUGGUAUGGCUAGUGGAGAGGGAAGCGGCUUAGAACCGGCAUUUAUGUGCAAGUGUCCACCUGGUUUUACUGGCGAUCUUUGUGAAAAUAAUGUAGAGCCUUGUAAAGACAAUCCAUGUGUCCAUGGCAUAUGCGUACCAGUGAACAAAUCAUCACCAGGGUAUGGUGAAUCGUCUGGAUCUGGAUCUGGCUCAGGAUUGGGAUCUGGAGAUCUAGAAAAUGUCACAUAUGAAGAAUACGGACCCGAUGAUCUUGUCACUAGAAAGACAGAAAAUGGGUUCGUAGAUCCACUUUCAAGGUCCAACAAUAAAAAUGGAGGACAUAAAGAGAGUCGUAAAAGAGCAUUUGUAUGUGUUUGCGAUGAUGGAUUCAAAGGACUCAAAUGCGAUAAAGAGGACAAUUGGAAAAGUGGUUCGGGAUCAGGUAGUGGGUCAAUCUCCGGCUCUGGUAGUGGUUCAGGAGAUGUUUCUGGAUCUGGAGAAAGUGAAGCGAGUGGCUCAGGGGGUUUCUCAGGAUCUGGCGAAUCUGGUUCAGGAGUAACUGUCGUGGUUGCUUCGGGAUCAGGAGAUUUAUCUGGAUCUGGCGAAUCUGGAUCUGGCGAAUCUGGAUCAGGAGUAAAUGUCGUGGAUGUUUCCGGAUCAGGAGAUUUAUCAGGAUCAGGCGAAUCUGCCUGUUUGUCAAACCCAUGCUUUGGAGAUGCCACAUGCAUUGAUAUCA